Leptidea sinapis is the source of this 3964-nucleotide messenger RNA. RefSeq names its product diphosphoinositol polyphosphate phosphohydrolase 2 (gene Aps). Lineage: Eukaryota; Metazoa; Arthropoda; Insecta; Lepidoptera; Pieridae. The transcript is spliced from 3 exons. Gene Ontology annotation, molecular function: endopolyphosphatase activity; bis(5'-adenosyl)-hexaphosphatase activity; diphosphoinositol-polyphosphate diphosphatase activity. Gene Ontology annotation, cellular component: cytoplasm; nucleus. Gene Ontology annotation, biological process: diadenosine pentaphosphate catabolic process; diphosphoinositol polyphosphate metabolic process; adenosine 5'-(hexahydrogen pentaphosphate) catabolic process. The coding region runs from base 314 to 784 and encodes 156 amino acids. The record is from RefSeq and is a predicted model, not a curated record.
CAUUGCUUUCCAAAAAUUAUUUCGAUUUUCGUAGAGAGAAACGUCAGGCACCAUACAAAAUGGGCUUGAAUUACGCGACCAAAAGCUAGUUAUAGCUGAAAUAUUGCUCUAAUUGUAGUGUUAUUGUUAAUAUAGUUACUUUUUAUAUAUACUUUGUGUAACUCAUAAGUUAGUCAAUAAUGCUUACGUUUAGCAGAAACCUCGGUUAUGGCGUUUGUUGAUCAUAUUUUGUUACAUUUAUAAUUUUCAUUCUAUAUGUCCGCUUUUCUUUAGUGAUCGUCUGUUUAGUUUUGAGUUUACGUGUUUGAUCGAAAUGGUGAAAGAAAAGCCUAAUUCAAUACGGAUUUACGACGACGAAGGGUUUAGACGACGCGCAGCCUGCAUCUGUGUUCGGUCGGAUGCCGAAACCGAGGUGUUGCUAGUGACAUCGUCUCGGCGGCCGGAUAACUGGAUAGUACCCGGAGGCGGCGUGGAGCCCGAGGAGGAGCCUUCGGUGACAGCGGUACGUGAAGUACUGGAGGAGGCUGGCGUCAUCGGCAAACUGGGCCGCUGUCUGGGCGUAUUCGAGAACCGCGAGCAUAAGCACAGGACCGAGGUGUAUGUGAUGAUGGUGACACAGGAGCUGCCCGAGUGGGAAGAUUCGCGCCUGAUGGGUCGCAAGCGGCAGUGGUUCUCCAUCGAUGACGCGCUGGCCCAGCUUGCGUUGCACAAGCCCAUCCAACGGCACUACCUGCAGCAGCUCAAGCGCUCGCGACAGAACAAGCCUGACGACCCAGGCAGCUAGAGCCAGGAACACUGCGCUAACACUCAACUCUUACUUUCUACAUCCCGGUGGUGAUAAUCAACUUCCAUUUGCCAUUUGGAAAUGCUUUCUAAUAUUGAUAAUACCAUAAUUCUGAAUAUAUGUAGACAAAUGGAAAUUGUAAAAUAUCCACUUAUUAACCGAAGUUGUACUAUGUGAGCAUUUGUCAGUGUUUAAAUUUAAAAAAAAUAUAUGUAAUCUUAUAUUUUAAUCUUUGAACUUGAGAUACAUGGGAAUUCCAGAUGGCAAAUGCGACUUGUUAUGAUAUCGGAAAGCAGCACUGCUUGACAUGUGCAGUGCCGUCUUAAUGUAACUCAUCUGACAGUGUCGGAUGAUAUACUUUCACUACUAUUGUACUACUGCAUGCCUGAACCUGAGCCUUGACUCUGCUUAAUAUAUUAUGUCACUCAGCACAGAUUAAGAGAUCAGUCCAGAAUUGUUAUGACAAAUUUUAAUUUAUUCUAUAGAUAUUUCCUUUUUGCCAACUUGGACUCUGGAAUAAGAUAUUUAUGAAUGUAUUAAAAGUGCAAUGAUUAAUUUCAUUUAAGUGUAUCCUAAUACAGUUGUAACAAUAAUUGAAAAUCACUAAACAACAUAUAAGCAGAUAAUGAGCUCUUUUUCUGUAUUAAAUAACUUAACUAAAUUAAGAGGCUUAAGGCUUAGUCUUGGUAUCAUUUUAUUCCUAAAAUUAAAACAAUAUCUUGAUGUAAUUGGAUAUUUUAUCAUGACAAUGUUAUAUUGCCACAUGUAAAUUAUCAUAAGCAAUAAUACAGUAAAACCCGCUUAAGACAAUUUCAUAGAGACCCAACCAACAUCGGGAAAUAAAAAUAAUAAUAUUAUGUUCUAAUAUCAUAUAUGUAUGUAUUAAAGGAUACAUUUAUAAAUUAAAUUAAAUACUUUUUUUUUAUUUUGUUUUGACAGAAAGAUUUUUAAUUUUCAACAUAAUUCGCAACACAUCUUUGCUUUGAUUUAAAGAAGUUGUAAGAUGUCUUAAAUCACAAACAGCUGAUAAUGCCUCAGCGAUUGACACAAUCGGAGUUGAACUUUAGCACUUUUUUGUGUGUUAUUCACAUUCUCAAUAAGAUCUUCAAUCAUUUAAUUUCAUUGUCAUCAAUGGAAGAAUAUCCAGGAAAACCAUGCAGUAUCAAGGGUUCUUCUGUUGUUGAAGUAUUAGGCAUAUAAACGCAUGACGUAUCGUAUUAAACGUUAAGAAAUGUAUGAAAUCAUUUUUUAAGUGGCUGGCGUGUUAAGCGAGUUCUAAAGUAUAUAAGUUUACUAAACUGAUUUUGUACAUAUGUGAUGUGUUGUCAUAUUUUAUGAUAUUCAUUGCUAUUGUUUUUACAAGAUAUUUCUGAUUGUCCACAUUUAAAAAUAGGAAAUUCCAUUGAGUUGGACACCGAUCAUAAAACCACCCCUCACAGCUUAAUGAGAUAUCCGAGCAAUAUGUUCCCUCUACUCUUGGGUCCAUGAUCAUUACAAGUUAUAUGAAAUGUUAGAAUUAUUAUUGAAUGGCAUGAUUUUAACUCUGUAUCCUUAAUGGUGGUUCCACACAGCAAAUCAUACAAAAAAUUAUUUAAAAUGUUAAAAGCUAUAGUACCAUCAUUUCAGAUAAGUUUGGUUCUAUAUUUUGAAAAUGUUAUUUAGACAAACUCUGCUAUCAAUCUUAUUAUAAUAUUGACUCAUUUACAUCUGUCCUGUGUGGAAUCACCAAUACACAUGUUCGAUUGUUUUAUAAAUGGCAUGUUGAUGUUUGAUAUUGGGAGGAUUAUCUGAUCAUCUGUCAACUGUACAGCAUAUAGAAAUGUAAAGUGAUGUGCGGAUAUAUAAAUAUAUAUUUUAUAUAGAUAUUUGUACCUAUCAAAAUGCGAAAAAGUUAUAUGGUUUAUGAUAGGGCCGGAGAUGCGUAUAUUUUACUAGAUUUCAAGAUUCGUAUGUUUCACUCGCUAAAAGUUAUGCUUAUACGGUGGUCAGAUUAUUGGCUUCAGAAUUUUAAGCGAAUUAUCGUGCAGUAAUUCAAGAUGGCCACAACACAAUUUCCUUAAUCUUUUACAAACGACGCCAUCAUCGGGUCGCCAUCUCAGAAUUAUUGGGUUUUUCAAGAAUCCUGCGUAGGGCGUAUCAAUUACCAUCAGCUGAACCGCCUGCUCGUCUCGUCCCCUAUUUUCAUAAAAAAAGAGACGCAGAUCCGGCCCUAGCAUUACAAUAACUUUUAACAAAUGAACGAGAUAAAGACAGCUGAUUGCUCACAUGAGAAAAGUAUUAGGGAGUGAUAUAAUAGUCAGAAUGAGAAUAAGGUCUUGUUAAAGCAUUGAAUGGUAAACAUAUAUGAUAUUAAUUUUAACCAACUAGUUAUAACUGAAAAGAUAUCUAAUGAUUAAAUUUAUUUAUUCAAAUUGGCAAAGUUAAUAAGUAGGGGUAGCUAAGGCGGUACUGCACCUUAACGAACUAUGGGUAUGUUCCGAUAUGCACUGCGAGCACUGCACAAUCAAUAUCACUGUAGAAAAAUUCGUUCCGUUGUAUACUACCGUAGUACCGUAGGGAAAUAUAUGACGUCAUAAAUCGCCGCCAUAUUCUACUGUGAGCACUGGCGUUUUCGAGGUAAGGUACUCGCAGUACUUUGAUCACGUGAUCAGUCAAAUCACUCGAGUGCCUAAAGCCUUAAUUAAAAUAUUUUUAAUUUAACAGUACUCCAACAACAGUUUUUUUUAAAUGAAAUAGAAAACUAAUACACUCAUUUGAAUUCUGCGUCAAAAAAUCCGGCUGACAGUAUACGGGAUUGCGUUCCGUUUUAAAUAGUAAUAACCAUUAUAACUGGCUAUAAAGGAACGGCUUCACAGUAUACUAAAUUGACGUCACAUUGUACAGUGGUCGCAGUGCAUAUCGGAACAUACCCUGUGUAAAUAUAGUUACUGAGAUAUCUCGUCAGACGGCAACACAACAUGGGCCUUGUCCCACUCCGAUCAACGCGUAAGUAAUUCGUAAAUAACACCAUUCUUUUUCUACUAUUACGUAUAUUUUUAUACAGCAAUGAAAUGUUAAUUUAAUUUUUAGCAUUAAAACUAAAAGACAUGCAUACCUACAAUCUCUGUUGUUAUUUAAUUGAAUUUGGUUUUAAAUGACGAUUCCUACUGAGUUUAAAUAAUACAUUUUAUAUUGCUCUUC